AUGGAUGAACAAUUGACUGAGGUUCUCCGCCUCUAUCCAACGGUAGCGAGGAUUAACCGCGUGGCCACGGCGGACACUCCAUUACCGGAAGUAAGAAAUGACGGGAAAGCGAGAAUAAUUCGAAAGGGAACUACGAUAGCCAUAUCAGCCGAUGCGUUCCACAAAGACGAGCAGUUCUAUCCAGAUCCCUUCAAAUUUGACCCGGCCCGAUUCAAUAAGGAAAAUAAGGCGAAAAGGAGCCCCUAUGUGUACAUGGCGUUCGGAAUCGGACCAAGAAAUUGUAUCGGGAUGCGAUUUGCCUUGGUGGAGACGAAAGUAGCUUUGGCCCACAUUGUGAGGAAUUUUGAAAUCAGACCGUCCUCUGGGACCCCAGUGCCUGCGAGGAUGGAGAAAGACAUGCUUGGAUAUAAGGUAGGGACCGACGUCAGGCUUAAAUUAAUCCCGAGAACUUAA
This is a messenger RNA of Folsomia candida, 453 nucleotides long. Its product is annotated as cytochrome P450 3A16-like. Lineage: Eukaryota; Metazoa; Arthropoda; Collembola; Entomobryomorpha; Isotomidae. Gene Ontology annotation, molecular function: iron ion binding; monooxygenase activity; heme binding. The transcript is spliced from 3 exons. The record is from RefSeq and is a predicted model, not a curated record. Bases 1 to 453 code for a protein of 150 amino acids.